AUGGCUGAUACACUACUCAUUGAUCUCUUCAAGAAGUUGGGUUCAAUCGCUGUUCAGCUUGCUAAGCAAGAGAUCAACUUGCUAGUUGGCGUUGAUAAGGAAGUCCAAAAGCUUCAAGACAAGCUCGGAAUGAUCAAGGCAAUGCUGGACGAUGCUGAGGAAAGACAACCAGUGAAGCUGCGUACUGAGAAGAAUUGGUUAGAGCGGCUCCAAGACCAGUACUAUGAGAUAGAUGACAUCUUGGACACCUGGAACACUGCAAGGAUCAGAGCAGAGAUUGAGAAAGAAGAAGGAAAACCUGCUGAUACUAACGCUCCUGCUGUUGUCAAGAAGAAGGUAUGCUCCUUCGUCCCAUCUCCAUCAUGUUGUUUUAACCUUCCUCUGCGUCAUGAUGUUGGUCACAUGAUAAGAAAACUGAAUGAAAAGUUAGAUAUGAUUUUCAAAGACAAAGCAACCUGUGGGAUUGACUUUAAUAGGCAACCUGAUGUAGUUAAGCGACAAACAACCACGUCCUUUGUGGAUGUGUCCCAUAUAAUUGGUCGUGAUAAAUAUAGGGAUGAUCUACUAAGAAACUUAUUAGAUGUGGGUAGUCAAGAUGAAAGAAAUUCUUAUCGUGUGAUCUCCUUAGUGGGUAUGGGCGGUAUUGGAAAAACAACUCUUGCCCAACUAGCCUACAAUCAUCCUGAUGUGCAAGCCCAUUUUCAAAAAAGAAUGUGGAUUUGUGUUUCUGAUCCAUUCGAUCAGUGCAAGGUUGCCAAAGCAAUCAUUAAGGAGGUUGACCCUAAACAUGGACCCCUUGAUGAUACUGAAUUGCAAACUCUCUUGUGUGAAAUUCAAGAUUUGAUUAAGGAGAAGAAGUAUUUUCUUGUCUUAGAUGAUGUGUGGACUGAACACUCUGAAGAAUGGGAGCCGUUCAAACAUGCUUUUGAAAAUGGUGUUCGUGGCAGUAGAAUUCUAGUAACCACACGUAAACUAACAGUUGCAAAAAUGAUAGGGAGUGCCCUCCCUAUAAAUUUGGAGGUAUUGUCUGAUGAAGACUGCUGGUUGAUUUUUAGGAUGGCAUUUUCUAACGAGGAGGAUCUCAAGAAUCUAGAAGAUCUUGGCAGAAAACUAGCCUUUAAGUGUAAAGGCUUACCGCUUGCAGCAAAGCUUCUAGGUAGCCUCAUGCAGAACAACAGAAGUAGAGAACAAUGGAAUAAGAUUUUGAAUAGCAAUUUGUGGGAAUUGGAAGAUAUUGAAAAUAUUGAAAAAAGCAUUCUGGCACCAUUGCUUUUGAGUUAUUAUGAACUACCCCCAACAAUGAGACGUUGUUUCUCAUAUUGUUCUGUCUUUGCAAAAGAUUAUAUCUUUCGUAGAGAUCAAUUGGUCCUCCAUUGGAUGGCACAAGGAUAUGUUGAGUCAAAGACAAAUAUGGAGAUGGAAGACAUAGCAGAAGCAUACUUUGAAAAGUUGGCCAUGCGCUCUUUCUUCCAAGAUUUCAAGAGAGAUGAAUAUAGUGAUGGCAAGAUAAUAGGUUGCAAAAUGCAUGAUAUAGUGCAUGACUUUGCUCAAUUAAUGACAAAAACUGAAACCUUCGAAACUGAUGGUGAUAAGGAGAUAGAUUGUCAAAGUGCACGUCAUUUACAUUUAAAAAUUUCAAAAGAAAGGCAUUGUCUUGAAUCCAUCUAUCGUGCAAAAAAUCUACGCACUCUCUAUCUUCUUUCGCGUGAAAAGGAUUAUGAGUUUGAGAUGCUCAACUCAUUCCAUCAUUUUAAAUGUUUACGAACAUUAAUUUUGGAUUGUCUAAUUAAGAAACUUCCAGAUGCUGUGGAAAAUUUGAUACAUUUAAGGUGUCUCUUUAUAUCUGAGAAUGUUGAAAUAGGGGAAUUGCCUGAAACCUUUUGCAAUCUAUGUAAUUUACAAACUUUGAAAAUCGAGAAUUGUCCUUAUUUCAAGAAAUUGCCACAAGGGAUGAGUAAACAAAUUAAUUUAAGACAUCUUAUAUUUCAUGAUCGUAGUUUUUCGCGAGAUGUGGUAUUUCCAAAAGGGAUUGGGAAAUUAAUUGGUCUUAGAAGAUUAAGUGAAUUCAACAUAGGUGAUAAGAAUGGUACAGAAGGAUGUAAACUUGGAGAGUUAAAAAAUUUGAAUCAACUUCGAGGGACUCUUCGAAUAUGUGGGAUGGAAAAUGUGGUAAAUGUGGAUGAGGCUCAUAAUGCACAAUUGAAAGAUAAAAUACAUCUCCGUGGAUUGGAUCUAAUGUUUGGAGAAAUAUUUUACCCCAAACGUGAAGAAAGAAUGGAGAAUGACGUAAAAGUAUUGACUGCCUUAGAGCUACCACCAAACUUGCAACGUUUAACAAUUAGGGGCCACAAGGGCAACACAAUUUAUCCUACUUUGCCUACUUUGGGGCAGGUGCCAUCCCUUGAAGUAUUAGAGAUAGAAUGGCUUGUUAAUGUGAAGAAGGUGGGAGAUGAAUUUCUGGGAAUAGAAGAUUCCAAAAACAAGAAAGACUACGGCAUCAUAUUCCCAAACUUGAAAUCUCUCCAAUUUAAGGAGAUGAUCAAUUGGGAAGAAUGGAUUGGGAUGGGAGGAAGGGGAGAAAAUGAUAAUGGUAUUGUUACAAAUCCGAUAAUAAUGCCACGUCUUCAGUCCUUGGAAAUUUAUUGCUGCAAAAAACUAAAGUCUCUGCCAAACUACUUGCUUACUGCUCCAUUAUUGAAGAAAUUGGAGAUCUCUUAUUCAUCGCUUCUUAUAAAACGUUGCCAAAGAGGGACCGGAGAGAACUGGCACAAGAUUUCUCAUAUCUCUAACAUCAAGUUGGAUGGGAUGUGGGUGCAAAGAGACGGUGAACCCCAAUCUGAUUCAAAGAUAUAUGGAUCGGAUUGUGAAAACAGUCCGGAAGUUUAG
Molecule: messenger RNA, 2886 nt
Organism: Quercus lobata
Lineage: Eukaryota; Viridiplantae; Streptophyta; Magnoliopsida; Fagales; Fagaceae
Product: putative disease resistance protein RGA3
Exons: 2
Coding region: 1-2886 (961 amino acids)
Molecular function (GO): ADP binding
Source: RefSeq, a predicted model, not a curated record